Molecule: messenger RNA, 1272 nt
Organism: Ramularia collo-cygni
Lineage: Eukaryota; Fungi; Ascomycota; Dothideomycetes; Mycosphaerellales; Mycosphaerellaceae
Product: probable Adenylosuccinate synthetase
Exons: 2
Coding region: 1-1272 (423 amino acids)
Biological process (GO): 'de novo' AMP biosynthetic process; IMP metabolic process
Cellular component (GO): cytoplasm
Molecular function (GO): adenylosuccinate synthase activity; GTP binding
Source: RefSeq, a predicted model, not a curated record
AUGGCGACGAUCAUAUUGGGAGCGCAGUGGGGUGACGAAGGCAAGGGUAAGAUUGUCGAUGUCAUUGCGAGCAGCGGGGUGCAGUUGUGUUGUCGCGCGCAAGGCGGACACAAUGCGGGUCACACAAUCGUGAAGAACGGCAAGACAUUCGACGUUCACAUCCUGCCAUCCGGCGUGCUCACCGAAGGCUGCGUCAACCUUGUCGGCACUGGAUGCGUUGUUUACGUUCCUGGAUUCUUCAAGGAGAUCGCACAGCUCGAAUUCAACGGCAUCGACACCAAGGACCGGAUACUCAUUAGCGACCGUGCUCAUGUGGAUCUCGACCUGCACACCCGGGUGGAUGGGCUUGAGGAGGUGGAGCUGGGAAAGGCCAACAUUGGCACCACGGGCAAAGGCAUUGGACCAACAUAUUCCACAAAGGCUACUCGCACUGGUAUUCGCAUGGCCGACAUCUUCAACAAGGAGAUUUUUGACGCGAAGCUCCGUCACCUUGAGGACGGCUUCCGUAAGCGCUAUGGCGACCUGUUGAGAUACGACGCGGACGAGGAGAUCAGCCGCUUCGAUGGUUACCGUGAGCAGCUGAAGCCUUACGUCGUGGAUCAGGUUCCUCUUGUGGCUUCUGCUGUGCGGGGAGGUGUCAAGAUACUCAUCGAGGGCAGUCAAGCCCUGAUGCUGGAUCUCGACAACGGCACAUACCCAUUCGUGACCUCCUCAAAUACCGGUGCUGGCGGCGUCUUCACUGGCCUUCACAUCAACCCGCGCAAAAUCGACGAGACCAUCGGUGUUGUCAAGGCCUACACUACUCGUGUGGGCUCAGGACCGUUCCCAACUGAGCAACUGAACGAGGUUGGUGCUAAGCUUCAAAAGGUGGGACGCGAGUUUGGUGUCACCACUGGACGGACCAGGCGCUGCGGAUGGCUCGAUCUCGUUGUUGUCAAGUUCUCCAACGACAUCAACUGGUACGAUGCCAUCAAUCUCACCAAGCUGGACAUCCUGGAUGACUUUGACGAGAUUGAGGUGGCCACCGAGUACUACGACAAGAGAACCGGCCAGAAGCUCCUGUCCUUCCCUGCUGACCUGAGCGUUCUGGACAACCUUGACGUUAAGUACGUCAAGCUCCCUGGCUGGAAGCAGAAUACCGUCGGUAUGAAGCGGUGGGAGGAUUUGCCUGAGAAUGCUCAAAAGUACGUUCAGUACAUCGAGGAUUUUGUCGGCGUACGGAUCAAGUACAUUGGUACUGGACCUGGCAACGAGAACAUGAUCAUCCGGUAA